AUGGACCCCCCAGUCCCACCCCCUUCAGGCCCUUCUGCAAACCCUCCUAGCGUCGAAAUUGCCUACAAGCGCAAAUGUAUCGAACUGAAGAAACGUCUGAAUGAAAUCGAGACUGAAAAUGAAGUUAUGCGCACUCGGAACCGUCGCGGUCACCAGUACAUCCAGAAAAUGCGCCUCGAGUCCUGUCUGUUGCUUGAACGACUCGCCAAAGUGACUGGCAUGACUGAGGAAGCGGAAGCUGGUAACCCAAGUCCAGAAUUUUGUGCCCGCGCCGCUGCCUUGAUGUCCAAUGCUGCUUCUGUCAAUGGCCUCGGUAGUGCUGCUCGUGCUGGAAACGGAGUACACCUCGAUGAUGAGUCUGAGGGUAGCUCCGUGGAACAGCCUCCCACUGUAGGUUCAUCUCCCGAAGAUGAUGAUGCGGCGGUGAUUGAGACUACGACCACGACCUCUAAGCAUCCUACCAAAUGGAUACACUACAAGCCCGAGGAACGACCCCUUCGCGUUAAGCGCUCUCGCAAGUCCAAUGCGAACGCCGAUGGCGAGGAUGAUAACCCCGGCCACGAAAAUUCGGCUGAGCACGCCGACGGAGAUGCCGGCCCAGCCCUUCCCCGUCUUGCUCCUGCUCCGACUCAGCAGGAUCUCUCCUCCUCUUUCCGAGUCCAGGGCGGUAGCAAUGGUACCGUCAACGAUGGCGAGAGUACUCCUGCUGCAGCUAGCUCGCACAGCCACGAGAACCGCGAAGCUCAAUUGGAACUUGUACACCCUGAUUCGGGAGCUACCCAGUCGGAUGUGGGUGUCCGCGACCUAAAAAUGGAAGAUGUCUAA
Molecule: messenger RNA, 825 nt
Organism: Penicillium taxi
Lineage: Eukaryota; Fungi; Ascomycota; Eurotiomycetes; Eurotiales; Aspergillaceae
Exons: 2
Coding region: 1-825 (274 amino acids)
Source: RefSeq, a predicted model, not a curated record